Molecule: messenger RNA, 1683 nt
Organism: Scomber scombrus (Atlantic mackerel)
Lineage: Eukaryota; Metazoa; Chordata; Actinopteri; Scombriformes; Scombridae
Product: tripartite motif-containing protein 16-like
Exons: 1
Coding region: 1-1683 (560 amino acids)
Molecular function (GO): zinc ion binding; protein binding
Source: RefSeq, a predicted model, not a curated record
AUGGCGCAGAAAGGAGAUCAGCUGGACAGAGAAACUUUCUGUUGUUCGAUCUGCUUGGAUCUACUGAAGGACCCGGUGGCGAUUCCCUGUGGACACAGCUACUGCAUGAGCUGUAUUCAAUUACACUGGGAUGGAAAAGAUCAGAGGAGAAUCUACAGCUGCCCUCAGUGCAGACAGACCUUCAAACGGAGGCCUGUCUUGGUGAAAAACACCAUGUUAGCAGCUUUAGUGGAGCAGCUGAAGAAGACUGGACUCCAAGCUGCUCCUGCUGAUCACUGCUAUGCUGGACCUGAAGAUGUGGCCUGUGAUGUCUGCACUGGGAGGAAGCUGAAAGCCUUCAAGUCCUGUCUGCAGUGUCUGAUCUCUUACUGUGAGAAUCACCUCCAGCCUCACUUUGAAUCAACCAAAUUAAAGAAACACAAGCUGGUGGAGCCCUCAGAGAAGCUCCAGGAGAACAUCUGCUCUCGUCAUGAUGAGGUGAUGAAGAUAUUCUGCCGUACUGAUCAGCAGAUAAUCUGUUAUCUCUGCUCUGUGUAUGAACAUAACGGCCACGACACAGUCCCAGCUGUAGCAGAAAGGAUUAAGAGGCAGAGAGAGCUCGAGGUGAGUCGACUAAACAUCCAGCAGAGAAUCCAGGACAGAGAGAAAGAUGUGGAGCUGCUUCAACAGGAGGUGGAGGCUGCCAGUCUCUCUGCUGAUAAAGCAGUGGAGGUCAAUGAGAAGAUCUUCAUUGAGCUGAUCCGUCUCCUCCAGAAAAGAAGCUCUGAUGUGAAGCAGCAGAUCAGAUCCCAGCAGGAAACUGAAGUGAGUCGAGUCAAAGAGCUUCAGGAGAAGCUGCAGCAGGAGAUCACUGAGCUGAUGAGGAAAGACGCUAAACUGAAGCAGCUCUCACAUACAGAGGAUCACAACCAGUUUCUACACAACUACCCCUCAGUGUCACAACUCAGUGAACCUACAGACUCAUCCAGUAUCGAUAUCCGUCCUCUGAGCUACUUUGAGGAUGUGACAGCAGCUGUGUCAGAGCUCAGAGAUAAACUACAGGACAUCCUGAAGGAGGAAUGGACAAACAUCUCACUGACAGUCACUGAAGUGGACGUUUUACUGUCAGAACCAGAACCAGAGCCCAAGACCAGAAUUGAUUUCUUAAAAUAUUCACGUAAAAUCUCUCUGGAUCCAAACACAGCACACAGAUAUCUGUUAUUAUCUGAGGGGAACAGAAAAGUAAAAGUAAUGCAUGAACCACAGCAUUAUCCUCGUCACACAGACAGAUUCACUGCAUGGUAUCAGGUCCUGAGUAGAGAGAGUCUGACUGAACGUUGUUACUGGGAAGUGGAGUGGAGCGGGAGAGGAGUUGAUGUAGCAGUCGCAUACAAGAGUAUCAGCAGAUCAAGAGAUUGGAAUGAAUGUACGUUUGGAAACAAUGAGAAAUCUUGGGCUUUAUAUUGUGAGCCUGCACGUCAUUCAUUUAGAUUCAACGAUGUCAGAACUCCUUUCUCAAAACUCUCUCGUCAUUUCUGCAGAGUCGGAGUGUACCUGGAUCACAGAGCAGGUAUUCUGUCCUUCUACAGCGUCUCUGAAACCAUGACUCUCCUCCACAGAGUCCAGACCACAUUCACUCAGCCUCUCUAUGCUGGACUUGGUCUUUAUGAAGGAGCCAAAGCUGAGUUGAGUAAACUCAAAUAG